AUGAUGUCGCCCUCCAUUCAUUUAACUUAUCUAUUCACGAUAUUGUUGGGAUUAACCAAUAUUGCUCUGGCAUCCGAUCCAGAGACAAUCUUGGUGACAGUGACCAACACAGACGAGGCAAAUGGAGCUGUUGAAACCACGGUUUCUCCCGCAUUGGUCUCCACUUCGACCAUAGUUCAAGCCCAUACCACAACCUUGUACACAACUUGGUGUCCCCUGACUGUGGCCACUUCAUCUACUACUGCGGUUCCUCCUUCCGUUUCAUAUGCUGCAACGUUAUCAAGAUUCAGUACCUUAACGUUAUCUACGGAAGUUUGCUCACAUGAGGCAUGUUCUUCAUCAUUCACGUUACCAACAACCACCUUUUCUGUGACUUCCGAAUAUACCUCCUAUAUAUGCCCUACUUGUCACACAAACACAAUUAGUUCAUCCUCCAAGAUAGAAACUACAGCUGAACCAUCGUCCAGUGUUGUUUCAUCGUCGACAAGUACCUCCACAUUAUCUCCUAGUACUUCGACCUUCUCGAGCACAACCGACUCAAGUUCGAGCUCAAGUAUAACAAGCUCCAGUCCAGUUUUCGCUUCCACCACUCUAUCAUCAGCAAGCUUUCUCUCAACUUCUACUUUCACAAGUUCGACUUCUUCUUCCACAAGUUCUACUCCAUCUUCCACAACUACAAGUUCUUCUUCCACAAGUACGACUUCUCCUUCCACAAGUUCGACUCCAUCUUCCACAAGUUCGACUCCAUCUUCCACAACUACAAGUUCUUCUUCCACAACUACAAGUUCUUCUUCCACAAGUUCGGCUCCAUCUUCCACAAGUACAACUUCUUCUUCCACAAGUUCAACUCCAUCUUCCACAAGUUCGGCUCCAUCUUCUACAACUACAACUUCUACUUCCACAAGCUCGACUUCUUCUUCCACGAGUUCUACUCCAUCUUCCACAACUACAAGUUCUUCUUCCACAAGUACGACUUCUCCUUCCACAAGUUCGACUCCAUCUUCCACAAGUUCGACUCCAUCUUCCACAAGUACAACUUCUUCUUCCACAAGUUCAACUUCCAAAACUUUAAGCUCAUCCAGUUUAGGUUCUACUACUUCCACUUCUAUUGAACCAACCUCCUCUUUGGUUUCAUUUGUAUCCCCAUCAUCAAGUACCUCCGCAACAUCAACGUCCACAUCUUCAUAUGCUCCAUCCACGCAUUCUUCCUCCAUCUUUUCAACUUCAUCAGAUGUUACUACUUCUUCUGCCACUUCUUCAGCAGUUGAGACAACCACUAAUUCCCAAAGUUCGUCUGAAUAUACUAGCAAAUCUACAACUUCCACUAUUGCCCCAUCAUUCUCCAUGUCCACAUAUUUUACGACGAUUAGUGGUGUCACUACCAUGUAUACUACAUGGUGCCCGUACACAUCUGGGUCGGUGGUUGCUACACUAACUAAUACACAUGACACUACUGCGAUUGAGACUACCACUUGUACUCAUGAGUCUUGCAUGCCCUCCCAAACUACCAAGUCCGUUUUAUCCUCCAUAGUCACAUCCACAACAAGCGUCGUCACUUCUGCAGCCACAUCACAUGCGUGUUCUACAUGUACUAAAACGUCAGGUUCAAGCUCUUCAGAGCAACCACCUUUUACAAAUUCUGUAACACAAGAAACGACAUCUACAGAAAAUGUUGCAAGCUCAACAACGGCCUCAGGCGAAGAUUAUAAUAAGCAUGCCACCGGUAAAUAUCAUCAAACUUCAUCCGAUAUCUCAUUUGUUUCUUAUACAACAAGCAAGGAAACGGCCACAUCAAGUGUCAGUUCAACAUCUCGAGAACAAUUAUCAUCCCCAUUAGCAACAUCUAUUCUAUUGUCUUCAACUUCCGCUUUAUCAUCUUCGUCCUCUGCAACUACAUAUUUUUCUUCUUCUGCAACUGAGUGGUCCUCAAGCAGUCCUGUGUUACCGUCCAGUUCUGCAUCAUCGUCAAAUGUUAAGCAGUCUUCAGUUGCCACAUCUUCCGUUGUUUCGUUAUCAGCCGCUGCGCUUUCCUCCUCUUCCCCUGUGGCGGCUACACAACCUACCUCCACGACAUCUACGUCUGAAACAUUAGCCGUCGAAUCUUCAUUGACUUCCACAUUAUCAUCCAUUCAUUUCUCACCAUCUCCAUCAUCUUCUUCUCCAUCACAGACUUACAUCACCACAGCGCCAGAAUUAUCCAGUUCAACUAUUAUGCAAUACCAAUCAUCUUCAAUGGUAGUAGUUAGCCAAUACACGGGCAGUGGUUCGCAAACCCAUUUGCCACUAGGCAAGCUUUUCUUUGCCGUCAUGGCAGUUGCUUUCAACGCAAUUCUUUAA
Molecule: messenger RNA, 2337 nt
Organism: Saccharomyces kudriavzevii IFO 1802
Lineage: Eukaryota; Fungi; Ascomycota; Saccharomycetes; Saccharomycetales; Saccharomycetaceae
Gene: AGA1
Product: Aga1p
Exons: 1
Coding region: 1-2337 (778 amino acids)
Source: RefSeq, a predicted model, not a curated record